Messenger RNA from Caretta caretta (loggerhead turtle), 1927 nucleotides. It is a transcript of the gene AP4S1, whose product is annotated as adaptor related protein complex 4 subunit sigma 1. The record is from RefSeq and is a predicted model, not a curated record. Gene Ontology annotation, biological process: protein transport. Lineage: Eukaryota; Metazoa; Chordata; Testudines; Cheloniidae.
AACAAGGUUGGCUCCGGAACCAAGAGCCCAGGCGGGCGCCAUACUAGAAACUAAAAUGGCUGCCCCGGGGACAGGAGCUCAGCUCGGGCCGUGAGGGGCUGCGCCUCCACCCGCCUCACCGACAAGGGACGUCGCCUCGCCUCGCCUGGCACACCUUGGACAGGCCACACCUCCUUGCUGGAAUUUGCAGAUCUUAUGGAACCAUUUUUUGAUGUUACAGCUUAGUAAAGCACCAGAAAUACAGUUCCUGCUUACCUACCUCCUGUAACAGAGACUAUUUCUGAGCCAAACAGAAAAAUGAUAAAGUUUUUUCUCAUGGUGAACAAACAAGGUCAAACAAGACUCUCCAGGUAUUACGAACAUGUGGAAAUUCAUAAGCGGACAAUGCUGGAAGCUGAAGUAAUCAAAAAUUGCCUCUCUCGUUCAAAAGAGCAAUGCUCUUUCAUUGAAUAUAAGGAUUUUAAGCUGGUGUACCGACAAUAUGCAGCCCUUUUUAUAGUGGUUGGAAUCAGUGAAACAGAGAACGAGAUGGCUGUAUAUGAACUAAUUCAUAAUUUUGUGGAGGUUUUGGACAGAUAUUUCAGCAGAGUGGAGAAGUGGUAUGUAAUGCGUAAUGACGGUGAGGUAAAUGAUAAUUCACCUUAUCUGACUAAAACUGAUAUCCACCUAUCUUUUUUCUUCCAGAGUGAAUUAGAUGUAUCCUUUCCAAUAAUGUUCAACUUGGAUCGAGUGCAUAUAAUUUUGGAUGAAAUGGUGUUAAAUGGCUGCAUUGUGGAAACCAACAAGAAUAGAAUUCUUGCACCUCUAUUUGUUCUUGACAAAGUGGCAGAAAGCUAGAAAGAAACAAGCCUACCGAAGAACGUAUUUUACAAAGCGUUCUGAAAACCUCACAAACAUCCCUACAGCUAUUUUCUGAGACUUCCGAAGGUGAAAUCUUGCAGUAUUUUCAACUGGCUGGAACAUACUAAAGCAAAGAAAUCUAAUGCAUAUUCCCUCUUCCUUUCUCCUUCAACCCUAGAACAAAAUAUGCCAUGCCAACGUAAAGGUAAAAAUUGGGACUGAGGAGGGACCAACAGGAACUUCUUUUUCAAAGAGGCAAAUGUCAGUUGACACAGCACUUGUCUUUCUAAAAAGUAACUAUUUUGUUUUAGUAUUUGUAAUUCUGUUAGGGGAAAAAUAUUCAUGAAGCCUUGUAUGUCUGUGGCUAUGCAUCUCAGGGUAUGUUUACAUUACAAGCGCUACAGCAGCACAGCUGUAGACACGCCGUUGUACUGUAGACAUUUACUACAGCAACAGAAAGGGUCUUUCAGCUGCAGUAGUAAAUCCACCUACUUCAGAGGCGGGACCUAGUUGUGUCUACAGUGGAGUUUAGACUUAACUAUAUUGCACAGCCCUGAGUGAUGUAGCUAGGUCAACUUAAGUUUUAGGUAUGGACCAGGCUUCACCUCCUUCAUUCCAGAAAUAAGGGAUGGAGAAGAUGAGUUAGAAAAUAUUAGUAUAAUUCCAAAGUUGUUUCAGAUCUUGCUUUAAUACUUUAUACCAUAUUAUCAUUCAAAUUUGUUUUCGGAAGUAUGUAUCGUAAGCUCUUGAACUUCUGUACCGAUACGACCAAUCUUCUACUAGGUUCAGUCUGCACAAGAACAGGUUUAUCCUAUAACCUUUUGUAUAGAACCGAGUGUCAAGUUUGUGUUCACUCAAAUACUGCAGUGAUGGCUGUAAUAAAGGUUCCUGAAUACUAUGGCAGUUGUAACUAAACUAUUUGGACACUUAAUUCGAUGAUGUUAAUAAAAGAAUCAGAAUGGUAAAACAACGGUUAAUUGUUCUUUAUCAUACCCAAAAGGAAGUUGCUCCUUUAGUAGUUUAAUUUUCUUAGUGUAAUGUUUUAGUAUUUUGCUUAUAAACUUGAAAAUAAAGGUUCUCCUUUUCA